Etheostoma cragini (Arkansas darter) is the source of this 1306-nucleotide messenger RNA. RefSeq names its product delta(4)-desaturase, sphingolipid 1 (gene degs1). Gene Ontology annotation, molecular function: sphingolipid delta-4 desaturase activity. The record is from RefSeq and is a predicted model, not a curated record. Bases 220 to 1191 code for a protein of 323 amino acids. Lineage: Eukaryota; Metazoa; Chordata; Actinopteri; Perciformes; Percidae. The transcript is spliced from 3 exons. Gene Ontology annotation, cellular component: membrane. Gene Ontology annotation, biological process: ceramide biosynthetic process.
CUCUCCGUUCUUCGAAGAAGCUGGUAGGAGGAGCUGACUACAGUGGGGAGGAGUGACUGAUGUUCUGGCAAAUCAGCCAGACCGGCCUAUAGAGGAAAGGAGGAGGACCAUAGAGGAGAGGACAAGAGUCAGAGUUUCCUUUUGAAACGACCGUGUGAUAUUCAGUCAAUGUUAGCUACCUCUUUGUCCGAGUAAGUUGUUUAAAAUAGGGAUAAAGAGAUGGGGAAUCGGGUCGCCCGCGAGGACUUCGACUGGGUAUAUACGGACCAGCCGCAUGCCGACAGGAGAAAAGAAAUACUGGCCAAAUACCCGGAAAUCAAGUCGUUGAUGGGUCCUGACCCAAGGCUGAAAUGGAUUGUGUGCAUGAUGGUGGCUGUACAGUUUUUAGCUUUCUACUUGAUUAAAGACUUAGACUGGAAAUGGGUUCUAUUUUGGACGUAUGCCUUUGGCAGCUGUAUCAACCACUCAAUGACCCUUGCUAUUCAUGAGAUUUCCCACAACACAGCUUUUGGUAACAACAAGGCCAUGUGGAACCGCUACUUUGCCAUGUUUGCCAACCUGCCCAUCGGCCUGCCCUACUCUGCCUCCUUCAAACGCUAUCACCUUGACCAUCACCGCUACCUGGGUGGAGACGGGAUAGAUGUAGACAUCCCUACUGAUUUUGAAGGCUGGUUCUUCUGCACGCGCUUCCGGAAAUUCAUCUGGAUUAUUUUGCAGCCCCUAUUCUAUGCCAUCCGGCCCCUCUAUAUCAACCCCAAACCCAUCUCUCAGCUGGAGGUGACCAACCUGGCCAUCCAGCUCACCUUUAACAUUAUGCUCUACUGGCUAUGGGGGGCCAAGCCUGUUGUCUACAUGCUGGCUGGCUCCUUGCUGGGAAUGGGCUUGCACCCCAUCUCUGGUCACUUCAUAGCUGAGCAUUACAUGUUCCUCAAGGGCCAUGAGACCUACUCCUACUAUGGCUCCCUGAAUCUGCUCACCUUUAACGUGGGCUACCACAAUGAGCACCAUGACUUCCCCAGCAUCCCGGGACGCAGGCUGCCCAUGGUGAAGAAGAUAGCAGCGGAGUAUUACGAUGACCUGCCUCAGUACACAUCGUGGCUGAAGGUCCUGUUCGACUUCAUCAUGGACGAUGCACUGAGCCCGUACUCUCGAGUCAAGAGGAAGCUGACUGGAGAUGUCAAGCAGGAGUAACUCAACUGAAAGCUUCUCUGAAACAAAGCUGCAGUGCCCACCAUAACGCACCCCCCCAUCCACUCUCCAGCCCCUAAACUAAACCGCUUCUGCAUAUUAAUACAAUCAACAUGGG